Messenger RNA from Papilio xuthus (Asian swallowtail), 2028 nucleotides. Its product is annotated as mitochondrial enolase superfamily member 1. Gene Ontology annotation, molecular function: L-fuconate dehydratase activity; magnesium ion binding. Lineage: Eukaryota; Metazoa; Arthropoda; Insecta; Lepidoptera; Papilionidae. Bases 55 to 1428 code for a protein of 457 amino acids. Gene Ontology annotation, biological process: carbohydrate catabolic process; amino acid catabolic process. The transcript is spliced from 9 exons. The record is from RefSeq and is a predicted model, not a curated record.
AUUUUCGCGCAGUUAAUGAGCUCAGGCUCAGUAGUGAAGUGAUACUGCGCAGAGAUGCCCGUGCCUGAUAGAACCGGAUUAAAAAUCGUAGACAUCGACGUCAAAGACGUUAGAUUUCCUACGUCGCUUGGUGGACAUGGCUCUGAUGCAUUGCACACCGAUCCAAACUACUCGUGUGCUUACGUCACAAUCACAACAGAGAAGGGUAGUAAAGGCUAUGGAUUGACGUUUACCUGUGGGAGGGGCACCGAGGUAGUUGUUUUCACUAUCAGGUCCUUGAAGAAGUUCGUCUUGGGAAAGAACGCGGCAGAUAUAUUCGCGGACUUCGCUGGCUUUUGGCGCGCCAUCACGAAUGACUCGCAGAUGAGAUGGAUUGGUCCAGAGAAGGGAGUAAGCCACUUAGCGGUGGCAGCCAUAUUAAAUUCCCUAUGGGACCUUUGGGCCAGGCUAGAAAACAAGCCAGUGUGGAGGUUGUUAGUAGACAUGGAACCUGAGGAGCUGGUGUCAACGAUCGAUUUCCGUUACAUAACCGAUGUAUUAACUAAAGAAGAAGCAAUACAAUUGCUUAAAGAUAAAAAUAAUGACAAACAGAAAAGAGUUAAGUAUUUAGAGGAAAAUGGAUAUCCAGCGUACACAACUCAAGUUGGUUGGCUGGGAUAUAGCGAUGAGACGGUGAAAGAACUUUGUGAAAAAUAUAUAAAACUUGGCUUCACUCAUUUCAAAGUUAAAGUCGGUCUGAAUUUAGAAGAAGAUUACAGAAGAUGCAGUCAAGUUCGGAAAUACAUUGGCAAGGAUAGAUUCUUGAUGGUUGAUUCAAAUCAAGCUUGGAGUGUUAACGAAGCUAUUGACUGGAUGAAGAAAUUAGCGCCAUUGAAUAUAUUAUGGAUUGAAGAACCAACAUCACCAGACGAUGUCUUGGGGCACGCCACCAUUUCUCAGGCGUUAAGACCAUACGGUAUAGGUGUGGCUACGGGCGAGAUGUGCGCAAAUCGCGUCAUGUUCAAGCAAUUUCUGCAGAGCGGGGGUAUGCAGUUCUGUCAGAUCGACUCCGCGCGUAUUGGCGGUAUUAACGAAAUACUCGCCGUAUAUUUGAUGGCUUACAAAUUUAAUGUGAAAGUGUGCCCGCACGCGGGAGGUGUGGGAUUGUGCGAGAUGGUACAACACUUGCAGUACUGGGACUACGCCUCGCUCUCCGGCACUAUGGAGGGACGGCUCAUAGAGUACGUCGACCAACAACAUGAACAUUUCUACGACCCCACUGUUGUUAAGAACGCGAGAUAUCUCGCACCUAAAUUGUCUGGAUACAGCACUCAAUUCCUACCAGAAACACUGGAGAAAUACACAUACCCCAAUGGUAGUGAAUGGCAGCGGAUGUUGAAUGAAGGCAUAUUUCCUCCACCCGACGAUACAGAACUAGCAAAUGCAUAAAUAACAAUUACAAAUAUUAUUUAGAUUGUCAAUUAUGGAUUUAAAUACUUGAAGCGGCAAUAGCCUAGUGGUUAAUGGUACGGAUUUCCGAUCACAAGAUCGGGAGUUCGAAUCCCGCCAUUCGACUAUUGUCGUAAACCAUAUCCUAACAUAAGCGUAGAACUUAGAUGGAAUGGUACAAGAAAUAUUAGUAAAUUUAUGAAAAUCUACUAAUAUUAACAAAAUACAGUCGAACUUGGAUAAGCAAGAAUCCAAUGGAUUGAUUUUUUUCGUUUAUGUUUCCCGUUAACCCGUGUUUCUCUAUGAAUAUCCGUCGGGACCUCACAAUGAUACUCGCUUAUCCAGCUUUGACUAUACUAAUUUUUCAAGUGUUAUGAUGGAUAUAUAUACUUAUGGUACUACUAAAAUGUGUUUUUCAAAAAAAAAAUUCCAUUGCCGUUACGUACAUAUGUCAGUCUCUAUUAUAUCAAUGUAAAUGAAAGGGACAGCAAUAUGUAUUAACAUUAGUGCGACCACAGUGAAGUUCUAUGGUAACGUUUUUGAGAAUCACAUGUUAUUUUUAAUAAAAAAAAAUUUGAAUAUAUACAAAACUGCAUUUAA